ACGCGCGAGCAGUCAUUGAUCGCUCAAGCCCUCUCGAGAGCUUUGCCAUUCAAUAAUCUCCGCGGCCAGGCGACCAGUGCAUCGCUCACGCCGCCGCGCCUCAAAAAAAAGCCAUGUCCAUGAAACUGGUCAAGCAGCUGCGCCAGGCGACCGGCGCGCGACUGGUCGACUGCAAGGCCGCCGUCGAGGCGACGACGGGACUGGAGGAGGCCUUCCAGUGGCUGCGCGAGAAGGGCGCGAGCCGCGCGGCGAAGCUCGAGACGCGCACGGCCGCGCACGGCCUCGUGGCGGCGCGCGCUUUGAAUGGCCGCGGCUGCCUCGUCGAGGUCAACUCCGAGACGGACUUCGUCGCGCGCAACGCCGAGUUCCAGCGCUUCGUGCGCGACCUCGUGGACGCGGCGCUGCGGAACUACGCGUCGCUGACGGCGCCCCAACGAGACGCGGGCGGCGCGGCGCUCGUACAAGGAGACGCGCUCAAGGCGUUGGACCUCCAAGGUACGCUGGUGACGGACGCCGCGCUGGCGCUGUCGGCCCACGUCGGCGAGCGCAUCGACGUGCGACGGUGCGCGCUCGUCGAGGGCGCCCUGGUCUCGGCCUACGCGCACAACGGCGCAGACGGCGCGGGCACGGCGGCCGGCGUCGUCGUGGCCUGUGUCCUCUUUUUCCCCGUCUUCGUCCGUAGCUGCAUCUGCUCGAUGGCGUUGAGGUUCUCCACACAGGUCGCCUUAGACGGAGGCGACGACGAUCUAGGCCGGCAGCUCGCGAUGCACUGCGUCGCGGCGCGGCCGCUGGCCAUUGAUGUCGAUGGCCUGCCUCCGUCACUACUGGACGCCGAGCGUGUUAUCCUGGAGGCACAGCUGGCGGACUCGGACAAACCCGAUGAAGUUGUGGAGAAAAUAUUAAAGGGGAAACUGAACAAGUUCGCCCAGGAGCGAGCGCUGCUGACGCAGGUCCACGUCGUGGACGGCAAGAAGCCGGUCCAGAAAGUGCUCAAGAAGGCGACGGUCGACGCCUUCGCCGUCUUUAGUGUGGGAGAGAAUAUAGAAUAA
Messenger RNA from Pelagomonas calceolata, 1049 nucleotides. The record is from the annotation of a GenBank genome assembly. NCBI's taxonomy places the organism in Eukaryota, Pelagophyceae, Pelagomonadales, Pelagomonadaceae.